Molecule: messenger RNA, 420 nt
Organism: Papaver somniferum (opium poppy)
Lineage: Eukaryota; Viridiplantae; Streptophyta; Magnoliopsida; Ranunculales; Papaveraceae
Product: protein FAM50A-like
Exons: 1
Coding region: 1-420 (139 amino acids)
Source: RefSeq, a predicted model, not a curated record
AUGUCUCUUGAUCAACUGAAGACUGCCUGUGAUACAUUCUCGAAGAGGAUAGCCGAGAAUGAGACAGUAGAUCGGUACCGGGAGAAGAGGCUUCAGAUUCAGCGCAGACAGUUAACUGCCGAGGAGAAGCUUCGCUCUCGUCCUGAUGGUGUAGCUUCGGAUUCAUACGCUGAAGAAGAAGAACCCGUAUGGGAGCCAAGGGAACGCAAAAUUAAGCCACACCGGCUUACCAGGGAUAUUGAACGAUUAGUUGAGGCUGAUCUUGAAGCUGAACGCAAAAAAGAAGAGUAUUGGGAUGCAAUGUACAUCGAUUCUGAUGAGAGAGAUGACUUUGGUGACGAUUCUAACAGUGAUUCUGAGGAAGAGCUUGAAGAGGAUUCCACGAAAGACGAUGAUGGUGAUGACGAGUCCGACGAUUAG